This is a messenger RNA of Staurois parvus, 394 nucleotides long. The record is from the annotation of a GenBank genome assembly. NCBI's taxonomy places the organism in Eukaryota, Metazoa, Chordata, Amphibia, Anura, Ranidae.
ACAGUGAUCGGUAUGUACAGGAGAGGAGUGUGGAGGUAUGACAGUGAUCGGUAUGUACAGGAGAGGAGUGUGGAGGUAUGACAGUGAUCGGUAUGUACAGGAGAGGAGUGUGGGAGGUAUGACAGUGAUCGGUAUGUACAGGAGAGGAGUGUGGAGGUAUGACAGUGAUCGGUAUGUACAGGAGAGGAGUGUGGAGGUAUGACAGUGAUCGGUAUGUACAGGAGAGGAGUGUGGAGGUAUGACAGUGAUCGGUAUGUACAGGAGAGGAGUGUGGGAGGUAUGACAGUGAUGGGUAUGUACAGGAGAGAGAGUGUGGAGGUAUGACAGUGAUCGGUAUGUACAGGAGAGGAGUGUGGGGGUAUGACAGUGAUCGGUAUGUACAGGAGAGGAGUGU